GUUGUGUCAAACAUUUAAUACCAAAAUGUUUCUCAACCUUAAAAUAAUUUUAUUUUCACUUUUUGUGGUCUCUGUGCUAUCAUUGGAGCAAAGAAUACAUCGAAACAAUAGAGGAAUACCAGUGCAGUUCAGACAUAUAUUGAAGAGAGCUAUCGAUGAGAACUUAGAGAUCACUUCAACCACACCGGAGAGUACAGAGAGUACUACGGAAGCGGUCACUGAAGCCACUAAAGCUCCUGUCGAUGAAGUGCCCAAAGAGGAGGUCAAAGAUGAGACCAAAGAGGCGUUGGAUGUAAGGAAAGAAGAGGGCGAACGCAUUGAGAGAGAAGGAGAGGACUCGGAUCGACCCUUCACUCCAAGUACUCCGCGAGAAGUGGAGGCAACGACACCACACACACCGACACCACUGCCUCCCGUCACGCGACCCACUUUGCCAUCCGUGCCCUCAGUAACACUGCCAACAGUGCCCGCAACCAGACCUGCCUAUCCAUUUCAACCCACAUUCCCGACUAACAAUUUCCCCAACUAUUGGGAAAACCCUAAUUGG
Oppiella nova is the source of this 547-nucleotide messenger RNA. The record is from the annotation of a GenBank genome assembly. Lineage: Eukaryota; Metazoa; Arthropoda; Arachnida; Sarcoptiformes; Oppiidae.